Messenger RNA from Sturnus vulgaris (Common starling), 1204 nucleotides. RefSeq names its product visual system homeobox 2 (gene VSX2). Gene Ontology annotation, biological process: regulation of transcription by RNA polymerase II. Gene Ontology annotation, molecular function: DNA-binding transcription factor activity, RNA polymerase II-specific; sequence-specific double-stranded DNA binding. Gene Ontology annotation, cellular component: nucleus. NCBI's taxonomy places the organism in Eukaryota, Metazoa, Chordata, Aves, Passeriformes, Sturnidae. The record is from RefSeq and is a predicted model, not a curated record.
AUGACGGGCAAAGCGGGCGCGGCGCUGGCCCCCAGCCUGCCCGGCAAGCCCAAGCCCGACGGCGCGGCCGCCGCCCCCGCCGCUCCGCCACUGCCUCCGCCGCCCCCCGCGGCUGGGGUCAAGUCCAACUCUGGGCCCACCCCUCCCCGCUGCACCGGCUUCGGCAUCCAGGAGAUCCUGGGCUUGAACAAGGAGCCGCCGUCGCACCCUCGGGCCGCCCUGGACUCUCUGCCCGCCGGGCACCUGCUGGCAGCCCGUUCCGUACUCAGUCCCGCCGGGGUGGGCGGCGUGGGCAUGGGGCUGCUGGGGGCCAGCGGCAUCCCCGGCUUUUACACCCAGCCCACCUUCCUAGAGGUGCUCUCCGACCCCCAGAGCGUCCACCUGCAGCCCCUGGCCCGGGCCCCCGGGCAGCUGGACAGCAGCCAGACGGCCAGCUCAGAUUCCGAGGAUGUCUCCUCCAGCGACCGAAAAAUGUCCAAAUCCUCCCUAAAUCAGAGCAAGAAACGAAAGAAGAGGCGGCACAGGACAAUCUUCACAUCCUAUCAACUGGAGGAGCUGGAAAAGGCCUUCAAUGAGGCUCACUAUCCUGACGUAUAUGCUAGAGAGAUGUUGGCCAUGAAAACAGAGUUGCCAGAAGACAGGAUACAGGUUUGGUUCCAGAACCGGCGGGCCAAAUGGCGGAAGAGGGAGAAGUGCUGGGGCAGGAGUAGUGUGAUGGCUGAGUACGGGCUCUACGGUGCCAUGGUGCGUCACUCCAUCCCGCUGCCUGAAUCCAUCCUCAAGUCUGCCAAGGAUGGCAUCAUGGAGUCCUGUGCCCCUUGGCUCCUGGGGAUGCACAAAAAGUCUCUGGAGGCAGCGGCUGAGGCGGGGAGGAAGACAGAGGUGGAGCGCCAGGCCCUGCCCAAGCUUGACAAAGGUGACAAAGAAGAAAGGGGUCCUGAUCCCAAAACCACCAUUUCCCAGGAGGAACUGAGAGAAAACAGCAUUGCUGCCCUCAGGGCCAAAGCUCAGGAGCACAGCACCAAAGUCCUGGGGACCAUUGCCGGGGACACCCCAACCCCAGGCAGGAAGCCGGAGACAGGGGAGGAGGCGGCAGUGACAGAGGAUGAGAGACAGACGGAGAAGUUGAACUCAUCGCAGAAGGAGGAGAAGUUGAUCUAAGGGGAAGAGAGGUGGCAGAAGCCCUGACAGACACUGUGUCCUC